Kockovaella imperatae is the source of this 2054-nucleotide messenger RNA. RefSeq lists its product as hypothetical. Gene Ontology annotation, molecular function: RNA binding. Lineage: Eukaryota; Fungi; Basidiomycota; Tremellomycetes; Tremellales; Cuniculitremaceae. Bases 113 to 1915 code for a protein of 600 amino acids. The record is from RefSeq and is a predicted model, not a curated record. The transcript is spliced from 6 exons.
GUUGCCGUUAUCAAUUACGGCAUAUCGAUUGACGGAGACAUGGAAAUUUGGACUCGCGCGCAAAAAGUCUUCAUUCCAGCCAGUGGACGAAGAGCUGGUCACGACUCACGAGAUGGGCAAGCGAUCUGGAGAGGACAGUCAGAAGUCUGGAAAGAAAGUCAAGACUGGUCAAGCGGUUGAGAAGGAGGAAGAAGGGUUCUCGCUAUUCAGUGGAAGAGGUGAUGCAGAUCUGGAUGAUGUGUUUAGUAAAGGUGCCACAUUUGCUGUAGUACCUGGGGUAGGCAAGGCGGCUGCAGGAGGCUCUCUGCUGCAGCCAGCCCGCGCAGACGAGAUCGCGGAAGAAGAGGAUGAGGAGGCGGAAGACGGCUCUGAGGAUGAAGCUGAGGGUUCCAUGGCAGAGACCAGCGACGAGGAUGGGGACGCAGAAGAGGCGGACUUUACGGGAGACAAUGGCGAGGACAACAAGCUAGAGGCUGAGGAGAGCAGAGCGGACAGUGACGACGAGGACGCCGCCAGCGUUGCUAGCUCGAGCUCAUCCGGCUCACAAGAGUUGGUCCACGAAUCCGUCAAGGCUGGAAAGGGACGGGACCAACUUGCUAAGCGCUACGUACCUCCAGGAGAGACUCCAGAAGACAGAGAUAGACGGACAGUCUUCUUAGGUAAUCUGCCUAUCGAAUGUGCGACUUCAAAAUCAUCACUGUCCCAUCUCCGUCAACAUCUCUUGACUUUCUGCUCGGGCGCUAAGAUUGAGUCUGUGCGAUUCCGUUCUGUUCCAUUUGCAACUCCGACCACUGCGAGACCUCUUGCUGAGAAGGAUAAGGCUGGCAAGGAUCAGGCUUCGAGCAAUCCGUCAAACUCUCGACAAGAGAGGGAAAAGCAGAGAGCGGCCGCAUGGCGUGGAGAAGCAGGAGCAGAAACUGGACCAGGAGCUGAGAAGGUCUUCUUAGACUCCAAGGGCAAGCGCAAAGUCGCAUUCAUCAAAAAAGAGUUUCAUGCAUCGGCAAAGACAUGUAAUGCCUAUGUGGUAUUUGCUCACCCAUCUCCCGAUCGAUCAACCAAUGUCGCCCCGAUAUUAGACCCGUAUGAAGCUGCAGAGCGCGCGCUGAAUGCGGACGGAUCAAACUUCAUGGAUCAUCUCAUUCGCGUUGAUCGUGUCAAUGGCAAGAAGCACAGUGCCGCGCCUGGCAAGACCGCGAAGCAGAAUGAUUGGCUGGGCGGUGCGGAUCCAAGGCUGUCCAUUUUUGUCGGAGGACUAGAUUACGAGACAAAAGAGGAUGAUCUACGGUCAUAUUUUGAAAGUCUCAUGGUCAAGGAAAGAGGCGAGCGAGAGAAGAAAUACGUGACUGGAGUGCGAUUGAUAAGGGACAGGGACACGCAAAUGGGCAAGGGGUUCGGUUACGUGCAUUUCGCUGAGUCUGAAAGCGUUGAUGAGGUCCUGGCCAUCGACCAACGCCUUAAAUUCGCCAAACGGCCAAUCCGAGUUCAAAGGUGUAAAGCAUCGCAAUCGCACAAGAUCGCGCGUCAACCAGUGAACACAAAACAGGACUCCAAGCCUACUUCCAGUAAAGCCAGACCGACUGGAUCAAUAACGUCUGUGACUGCUCGCUCUCCAAAGGCCCGCAAUUCCUCCAGUGACGCUCCCCGCGUUAUACCAAAGGGCGAUCCGAAACUUGGAGAGAGGCUAAAAGGCUUAUCGAAAGAUGAGCGUAAAGCCGCCAAAGCCAGCGAUGCCCACCGUCAAGCUAGACGAAUGGCAAAGAAGAAAUUGAAGCAUCGAUCCGAAAGCGAGAGGAGUACGGGAGCCGUGAAACUUGGCGGAAAGGACAAUAGGCCCAAAGGUCAUGGAGGGAAGGCCAAGAAAGGCAGAGUGAGGAGUGAGCACGCGUUGAACAAGAUGAAGGGCGCGAGGACUUAGAAUUUGUUGCGUGUAUGCAUUGGCGGCUGGCAAGUCGAGAACGGCUCAGCCCCAGGACGGCUCGACCACCUAUACACUCCGCGCAGAAAAAUAUUGGCGCCCCCCCAUUGCGACAGAUGACACGGAAGCUGGCAUCCCC